AUGGCCGACGACGACGAGGGGCUCUACGACGAGCUCUACGGCGAUGACGACGACGACGUGCCGAUGGCGCCGCCCCAGAUCAUCCCGCCCGAGGAACCGGCGCCCGAGGAACCGACGCCGGCGCCCGAGGAACCGGCUCCCGUCGCGGCGAACGCCCCCGGCGACGGCGACGGCGGAGACGACGACGACAGCGACGACGACUUCGACAUCGCCCUCAACGAACCCGAAGAGCGCGGAUCGGACGAGGAGCCCGACGAGUUCAUGAUCCAACUCGACGACACCGAGCAGAAGCAGCAGCUGUACCAGCAGCAGUACGGCGCCGAGGAGGAAGACGCGGGCGCGGGAGACGAGCUCGAAGCACAACUCGACGGCAUGCCCGGCGCCGCCCCGGACGACGCCGCCGCCCAAUCCGAUCCGAUCCAUUACAGGUCCAAGACGUACGUCAGGGGAUCGGCGCCGCCCCCGCCCGCGCCGCCCCCGGGAGCGCCGUCCAACCCCGCUGCCGCUCGAGCCGGAGGUCCCCCGCCCCCGGCGCCGCCCCCGGGCCGCCCCUCCUUCGCGGCGGGCGGCUCCGCGCCCGCGGGGGUACCCCGGGGCACCGCGCUCGCCUCGGAUCUCACCGGACGGUCCGGGCCGCCGCCGCCGCCGCCGCCCCCCGGAGCGCCGUCGGUGCCGAGGUACGUGGGUCCCGCUGUUCGACCGCCGCCGCCGUUGCAGAUGGAGGACGGCACGUGGAACACGUACAACCGGCAGCCGCCCAACGCGCGGUACAACGAGAAGGGCCAGCGGAUGAUGCCCGGCGGCGAGGGAGGGUCGCGGUUCAUACCGCCGGAGGAGUACAAGGAGUUUUUACAGCUGGGCCACGGCGGAAUCUUCGACGUCGACCUCGAUAACAUCGACGUCGCGCCCUGGCGCAAACCCGGCGCAGACGUCUCCGCGUACUUCAACUUUGGCAUGAACGAGCACACUUGGCGCCAGUACGCCUCCGACGUCCGGCACGCGAGGCUCGAGCUCGCCCUCCAGGAGAAGAUCCAGACGGUGGGCGACGACGACGACAUAGCCUACCCGCACGGCCCGCCGCCGGAGAUGCUGAUGCAGCGCGCGAUGGACGCACCCGGCGGUUCGUUCGGGGGACCGCCCGGGCCCGGAGGAGGGUUCGCGCCCCCGCCGCCGGCGGGACCGCCGCCGCCGGACCAGCCGAUGGGCCGCGGGGGUUUUCCGCCCCAUGGGUCGCCGAUGGGGCCGCCGCCGCCGACGGGGCCCCCGGGCGCAGAUUUCGGCGGACCGGGCGCGAUGCUCGAUCCGAAGGACAUGCCGAGGUGGAUGCGCGCGACGAUGGGGGUCGCCCUCGAGGACGCGCCCGCCGAGGAGAUCGAGGAGGAGAUCACGGAGGAGGUGACGGACGACGAGGAGGAGGAGGAGUACGGGUUGGUCCUCGCCGGCGACGACGACGAGGACGAAGCCGACGCGGGCGACGGAGACGGCCGGCCGAAGGAGAAGAAGAAGAAGACGGUGACGCGCACGGUGAAGCGGGUCGUGGAGAAGUCGGAGGAGGAGCGCGCCGCCAUCGCGGAGGAGCGGGAGCUGCUCGAGAGCGACCCGAUCGCGGCGAUGGCCAUCGACCGGGAUUCCGUCUCCAAGGAUGUCGUCAAGGCUCUGGACGAGAUGGCGGUGAUGUCGUGGAUGCAGGCGCUGCAGAUGCGCCACAUGAGGCUCAUGCAAGCCGGCAUGAUGCAGCCCGACCGCGUGCAGGAGCUGCAGGGGCACGUGGCGGACGGACAGGCGCUCAUGAUGACCGUCCGCGAAUGCGUCAUGGAGAUGCAAUCGCGGGGAAAAUGGACCGAGCUCAACAACAUGAUGAAUGGCGGCGGCGGCCAAGGCGGCGUCCACGGCGGCUACGGCGGCGACUGGGGCGGUGCCCAGGCCCCGCGAACCUGCCACAAGUGCGGCAUGCCCGGGCACAUCGCUCGAGAGUGCCCGAACGCCCCGGGCGAGCAGCGAACCUGCCACGUGUGCGGCGAGGGGGGCCACAUCGCUCGAGAUUGCCCCCAAGGGCCCAGCCGGCCCGAGGAGCGCGCGUGCCACGUGUGCGGCGAGAGCGGCCACCUCGCGCGCGACUGCCCGCAGAGCACGUGUCACAACUGCGGCAAGCCCGGGCACCGAGCGGCGGAGUGCCCGGAGGCGCGGUGCCGACGAUGCGGCGAGAAGGGACACAUGGCCCGCGACUGCGUCAACCCUCCGAUGUCUCGGGGAGGAGGAGGAGGAGGCGGCGGCGGCGGAGGCAGGGACGCGGACGAGAAGGCGAGGGACAGCCCGCGCGACCGCCGCGACGAGCCCCCGAGGCGCGACCGCCGCGAGCGCUCCCCGAAUCGUCGCGACGAGAGGGACGACAGGGACAGGGAAAGGGACAGGGAAAGGGACAGGGACCGCGAUAGGGACAGGGACAGGGACCGAGGGGGCGGCGGCUCCAGGCGCGUCGUCGUCGUCAGGCGCACCGGCGGCGGCGGCGGCGACCGCGGAAGGGACCGCGGGAGGGACGAGAGCAGGGAUCGCGGCGGCGGGGACCGCGGCGGGGCGCGCGAGAGCGGCUGGGGCUUCGACCGAGGGGGCGGCGGCGGUCGCGAUCUUCGCGACAGGGUCGGCGGCAAGGACGACCGGGGCCGGGACUCGCCGAGGGAGGGCGGCGGCCGAUCGCGCGAGCAGAGGGACGAGAAGGAACGCAACGUCCGCGAUAGGGCGCCCGCGGAGAAGAGAAAGUCGGGCGGCGGCGGCGGCGGCGGCGAGGACUCGGGCCGGGGCAAGCGCAGCCGCCGAUGA
Molecule: messenger RNA, 2817 nt
Organism: Micromonas commoda
Lineage: Eukaryota; Viridiplantae; Chlorophyta; Mamiellophyceae; Mamiellales; Mamiellaceae
Exons: 1
Coding region: 1-2817 (938 amino acids)
Biological process (GO): positive regulation of cytoplasmic translation
Cellular component (GO): cytoplasm
Molecular function (GO): zinc ion binding; mRNA binding; translation regulator activity
Source: RefSeq, a predicted model, not a curated record